This is a messenger RNA of Chelmon rostratus (copperband butterflyfish), 5099 nucleotides long. RefSeq names its product neutrophil cytosolic factor 4 (gene ncf4). The record is from RefSeq and is a predicted model, not a curated record. Gene Ontology annotation, cellular component: NADPH oxidase complex. Bases 142 to 1191 code for a protein of 349 amino acids. Lineage: Eukaryota; Metazoa; Chordata; Actinopteri; Chaetodontiformes; Chaetodontidae. The transcript has 10 exons. Gene Ontology annotation, molecular function: protein binding; phosphatidylinositol binding; superoxide-generating NADPH oxidase activator activity. Gene Ontology annotation, biological process: respiratory burst; superoxide anion generation; phagocytosis.
UCAUGAAGCUGCGCCUCCGGGCGGUUUCGGAGUCAGUCAGUGUCUUCUUCAACAAACACACGCGUCUGCGAGAAGCGCUUUUCUCCGCACGGAGAGUUCAAGUUCCUCCGCUCGUCUCCAGCCCGCACCGAGCGCAGCAUCAUGUCGCUGCCGCAGCAGUUACGGGACGAAAGUGACUUUGAUCAGCUGCCCGAUAACAUCCCCAUCAGCGCCACCAUUGCUGACACCGAGGAGAAGAAAGGCUUCAUCGACUACUUUAGGUUUGUGAUCGAGGUGAAGACCAAAGGAGGGGGCAAGUACUUCAUCUACAGGAGGUACAGAGAAUUUUUCAACCUCCACCAGAUCCUCGAGUCCAAAUACUCUCCUGAAGACCCAGAGAGACCUGGUCCCAACACCUGCGUCCUGCCUUCUCUUCCAGGAAAAGUCUUCAUUGGCAACAAGCAGGAGAUUGCGGAGAGCAGAAUCCCUGAACUCAACACGUACAUGAAGAGGUUGCUGGGUCUGCCAACAUGGCUGUUGCUCAACGAAACUCUCAGGAUGUUUUUCUACCAGACGGACCAGGACAGCCAGCACCAACCGCGAGCCCUCAGGCGUCUCCGCCCACCUACCCGCAAAGUAAAGACAGUCAAACCAAAGAUGGACCUCUUCUCCUCCCCCAGGGCCGAGGCGAUGUUUGACUUUCGCGGCAACGGCAAGGCGGAGUUGAACCUGAAGAGGGGAGAGGUGAUCUUCCUGCUGCAACGAGUCAACGCCGACUGGCUGGAGGGCACGGUGAACAAUCAGACUGGUAUUUUCCCGCAAUCCUUCGUGAAGAUCAUCAAGCCCCUCCCAGAGGGUGACGCAGAAGGCGAGGGCGAGGGCCUUACAUACAGCUGCCUGCGCUGCUACCUGCUCACCCCCAACGGAGUCGACACCAGAGAUGUGUGUGUGCAAGAGAACCUCACUAUCCAGCCGACGUACAAGGACCUACUGUCUCGUAUGAGGAAUGUCUUCAAGGUGGACGACAUCGCCGUGAACUACCGCGAUCCUGACGGCGACCUCAUCCGUAUCCUCGAUGAUGAGGACGUCCAGCUGAUGAUCAAGGAGAGCAGAAGUCAGCAGGGAAAAGUCAAGAGACCUGUCAAUCAGUUUCCAUGGGAACUGCACGUGACCUUGAUCUCUGACCUUUCUGUUUACAACACUGAGGCCUGACAGGGUGGAAAUCAAGGGAAGUGAAGAAGACGUUUUGUGAGGUUGGGCCCAUGUAACAAUUUUCAAAGCGGUUUGAUAUUAAGCCAAAUACUGAACCGGAACGGUAAUACCGAAUUUACCUAUAAGGAGUUACAUGUGACUCAGCUUCUCCCGAGUGGAGCAUGAUGAGAGUCAAGUGGCACCACAGGUACUGAGUGACCACCAUGUUUUUAUUUCUCAUAUUCAACUUAACUUUUCUUCCUCUAAAAUUUCAGCCUCCUGCAGAUUUAGAAAAUAUCAAAAUGUUGCCUACUAAUAGGCCUCUGUAAUUAUAUGUUACUCGAUUGCACAAUGCGUUUGAAAUUAGAGCUUCCACAUGCAUACCAAGUCAGAAACACAGCCUCUGAUUGGUCAACAAUCAGGAACACAGCCUCUGAUUGGUCGACAAGUCAGGAACACAGCCUCUGAUUGUCUGACAGACUCAACCCAAGGCAUCAUGGAUUGAUAGGGGAUGGCUAACAAACAUGCUAACAACAACAAUAACUGUUUUCAGCAUGGAAGAAUGGUUAAUAAUCACAGAUUCAGUGUUGGAUUUAGUAAAAGGGAUGUGAUGGCACCGGAGCUCGAUGUACUUGUGGCCAUAAAAAGUCUGUAGCAUGCAGUUUACCAGAGAUUUGUCAUAUACAACAUAUUUUAAUAUUGAUUACGACAUUGUCGACCUGAGGAGGUCAAUCACUUAUAUUCUCAUCAUAUUGCUUCUUGCUAAUUCAAUGCAAGUUGAACUUAGUGCUGUCAGCACAGGUUGCUGAUGUAGACUACUUUUUAAUUUGCCAGAAUAUCUCAUAAUGACAAAUUUAAUCUGUUUGCAUAAUAACAUUUUUAUAAUUUGCUUGCUUGAGUUUUUUUCUAAAUGGGAGUUGGUGCUCUGAGCUGCAGUACACUGAAGAAGCAGGGCAUCAAACAGCCUGGUAUACGCAGUGUCAGCCUCAGCUCAGGGCAGAAAAAACCUCAGGCUACACAUCAACUCACACAUUUGCAGAUCUCAGUGGAUGGCAGGAGUUAGUAAAUGUCAAACGUACCUCUAAAGAGGUAUACCUGGUAGAGGUAUACAUUUAGAGACUCAAAUUCUCAAAUCUGAGUACAUGUGCACAGAUUGAGAUACAGUUUCACAACACAUGAUUUAGCUGGAAUAAGACAUCAUAAUUUAUCAAGCACAAUACCAAACAUUUGCAGGUUCCAGCUACUCAACCAUGACAAUUUGUUGCUAUUCUUUGUUUUAUAUGACCGUAAACUGUGUUUCUGGGCUGUUGAUGUGACAAAUAAAGCAAUCUGACAAUAUCAAUUUAGGAUUAGGGACUGUGGUGGACAUUUUUUUGCUAAUGAGUCAAUGAUUGAUUAGCAGCAAUACCAAAAAACUCAACAAUUUAAUCAACAAUGAAAAUCUGCGCUAAACAUUCUAAAUGCAAGGUCAAUUUGGUAUUCCAGGAGCUUUCGACCAUAUCCCACAGUCUUCUUCUGAGUAUGGAACUUGCUCAGGUGUCAUCACACAACUGAAUUUCUGCACUUUUGCAUGACAGCAGGUUCUUGAAUAUGGGUGAUACCUGUGAAGAAGGACGUGGGACACAGCUGAAAGAUCAAGGAUUAGCUGAGUAAUUGGACUUUGCAUGUAGAAUAUCUUCUGUAAAGACUCUCCACCCUCAAGAUAAUGAAAAUAAUUGUUUGUUGCAACCUUAUUAGCAAUUGCACUGACUUGUCCACCUCGUUCUCUGUGGAUUCUGAUUUCUCUUUUUGGAUAAAAGAGUUUGGAACAACUGGAAUAAAAAUCAGAAUUUUCCAAAAAAAAAAAAAAAUCAUUGAGGAUUGAUCAAUCCUAUCAACCAACUUCAGAUACUUAGUGUUGAUUUGGUGCUACAAGGGAAAUCCUGAACUUCUAAUUUGACCCUUCAGUCUAUCCUCCAUGGCUCUGUCUCGCUCACACCGUGCAUUCACAUUUUAACCAUGUGUCUCCAUUUCAUUCACACUCGCCUCAGGAAAUUCAAAUAUUGUAUUGCCUUUGCUGGCAGGACAGUUUUUUCCUCAUCUCUAAUGCAAAGUUAUUCCCCUCAUAUUCCCUUUUAACAGCCUCUCCCAGGCAAUGUGAAAGUUAUGCAUCUUUAAAAGUUGCUUAUCGCACCAGAGGCGACUGAUACUUGCCCAGACUUAUCCUAUUGAGUAUUCAGGUGUGUAUUAUGCUCUGUUUUAAGGCAUAAGCAUGAUGGUAAAAAUGACAAAUCCAGAAGGAACAUAUGCUGGUUGACUCUGUGAUGGAUUGGAUAUGACAGCAAAUUUGCACAUUUUUAAAAAAAUGCCUGUUUUAUACCUAGAAGAGACAUUUUAUUGCUAGUUUGUGGAGAAAUCAAAUUUAUUUUAGACCAGAGUCCAAAACAGCAGUUAUUUUUGGAAUAGCUAAAACAGUUAAUUCUCUACCCUUUCAUAAAGCUGGGCUCCCUGGACACAUGUUGGUGUAAAUGGUGGUUUUUCAGGUGUUAAUGGAUUAUUUGGUGAUGAUCUGAUCCCAUGAGACUGCAUGGCACUGAUGUGGAUGUGCAUCUCUGUUAUCCACUCUCACUCAAAUGUUGGUAUUCAAAAAGUGUAGAAAAAGAUUGUAUUAAUGUUUGUGGUCUGAGAGCAUUAGAAACAGACGAAGCAAACCUCGAGGUAAGCAACAGACGCUUCACAAGCCAGUACACUCAUGUUAAGACACACAAGUGACACACAGAGACACACUUUGUUUCAAAUGAAAGUACAGGAAACAAAUGGAUAAAGAGGACAUGUCCUUGAUGAACCAGUCUGUCUGUCUAAUAACUUUAUGUACAUAUUACUGUUUCCAAUUACAUCUAUUGCCUUUUUCAUUUCUAAAGAGCGAGUGAGUUUCCAGUGAUUGACAAGCACAAUGACACUGAUGUGACCUUGGCAGAGCUGGAGUGAAAUAAACACAUUGUGGUGCUUUGUGAUGUCACUCCGAAAGCAGCCGUACCUCAUGACCACAAUCACAUUUUGCUACAUAUACAUUCUGCAUAUGUUAAUGCCGCAUGAGGCUCUGUGAUUGCUUUUAUCACUGCUUUGUUUUUGUUGCACUAAAAGGAGCCCAUCGCUGCUAACCCGCUGUUAUGUUUUCCACUUACAUUUAGCGGAUGCUGUCAUGCAGAGCAAGUUAACGCUGAGUGAGCAUGCAAGGCUGCAGGUCCUGUUCAAGGACAUUGCUUACUGAUGUGCCCGAUUGGAGUUGUUGUUAAGGGGUUUUCUCUGCAGUCAGAAAUAAUCUCCAUGUUUAGGUUAAGCUUUUAAGACUGAUUUUCCUAGUGUUGUAUAUUAAUAAUAAUAAUAAUAAUAAUACAUUUUAUUUGGAAGCGCCUUUCAAAGCACUCAAGGACACUUUACAGAGCGGGUAAAACACAAAUAACACAGGAUAAGCACAAUAAAAAAAACACAAAUACACAGGAUAAAUACAAGCACGAUAAAACAUUCUAAUUAUAGCAAUUGUAAUUAAUUUUAAGUGCAGCUGUGAUUGGAAAUGCGCUGCAUACUCUGAUAGAGAGAAUGUUUGUUGAUGUUGACAAUGCUCCAAGUGUCACAUCCUAAGCAAAUAACAUUUUCAAAGUUGUGAUACCUGGUAAGUUGAUGCCAUUUUCACCACAUAACAACAAUGAAAGGAUGAACCCUCACAGUCUUGGUACCAUCCUGUUGGUGUAACAUCCUGUUUUAGGAAUAAUUCAACGUUUGGACAGCAGCACCACAGUGAAAAUUGACGACCAACCAUUGGAGACACCAAGGAUUAGUCAAACACAUGUAAAAACAUGUUUUGUCAUUAUUAUAGUUAUUGUUUUUAUUGUUAUUAUAUUACAUGUUUUAUAUGUUUCAUACAGAUUACACAAAUGAAAUAAAACUGU